Messenger RNA from Aspergillus terreus NIH2624, 1131 nucleotides. RefSeq names its product transcription factor domain-containing protein. The coding region runs from base 1 to 1131 and encodes 376 amino acids. Gene Ontology annotation, molecular function: DNA binding; zinc ion binding. The record is from RefSeq and is a predicted model, not a curated record. Gene Ontology annotation, biological process: DNA-templated transcription. The transcript has 2 exons. Lineage: Eukaryota; Fungi; Ascomycota; Eurotiomycetes; Eurotiales; Aspergillaceae.
AUGGUCUCCAGUGCCAUUCUGCUGCACUGGUUCAACCCCGUUGGACCGGAGACCGUAUCCACUGAUACAAGUGGAUUUUGGCUCCGAACGGCCGAAUCUAUCGCCUUUCAGAUCGGCCUUCAUAAAGAGCCAUCGCCUCAGGAACGGCAAAAAGGGCUUCGUCGACGGCUGUGGUGGACGUUGGUGCUGCGAGAUUGCAUUAUUGCGGCUGGUGUUGGUCGGCCACGUACUAUCAAUCUGUCUGAUAGCGACGUUCUCCCGCCGGCCUUGGGCGACUUUGAGGCUCCCGAUAUCAAUGCACGGCUCUUCAUUAUCUAUGUACAAAUUUGUCAAUUCCUUGGAGACAUCGUUGAGCACUGUCUCCGGCGUCAACUCUUGCCGAAUCAUCAACGAGUACUAGAGAACGCGCUCUAUCGCUGGGUCAAACAAGACCUCCCGUCCCUUGGGAUGCACCAACCUUCUUCACUCGAAAUACGACAAGUGAUGGUCACGUACUUCGCCACCCUUGUGAUCAUUGACCGUACUCCAACCGCGGACGGUUUUCCCUCGGCUCGAGCUCUGAUCGCCGCGUCAUUCAUCGUCGGAAUAUUCAGGGUCUUUUUAGAGCAAGAAGAGCUUUGUCGCCUAGGACCGGCGUUUACUUUCUACGCGCUAUGCGCUGGUCUCGCCCUGAUACCUGCGUAUCGAUUCCUUCCUCUGCGUCAUGUUGCUAGCGAAGAAAUGCUUGUGCUGAAAGCCUCCCUGCAGGUACUGUCUCAGCAAUGGGGUUCGGCCUUUGGGUCCCUUCGGGCACUACAGAAGCUCACAGAGGAUGCGUCGAAGCAGCCAAUAUUCGAUACAGGCAUUCCUCAUUUGGCCGAUGAUGUUAUUCCAUUCUUCGAGGAUUUUGACUCUAGCAUGUGCAAACUAUGGGAUAUGUUGCGCCGUGACAACGUAUCCGGAGUUACGCCUGUCAACGCACAAUUGACCAUUCCGUCUGUGGCAGCACAGCAAAGAUAUUCCUCCUCCGGACUGUCAGUCCUUAAUCAAGAGAGUCUUAGGAUCCCAGGCGAUGACUUGGAUAUGCUGAGUGGUAACUGGGAGGGGUUGGGUUUUGAUUGGGGUGGCUCCUGGCUUUUGGAAAGUAUGUGA